This is a messenger RNA of Cajanus cajan (pigeon pea), 2066 nucleotides long. It is a transcript of the gene MEE32, whose product is annotated as dehydroquinate dehydratase, putative / shikimate dehydrogenase. Gene Ontology annotation, molecular function: 3-dehydroquinate dehydratase activity; shikimate 3-dehydrogenase (NADP+) activity. Lineage: Eukaryota; Viridiplantae; Streptophyta; Magnoliopsida; Fabales; Fabaceae. The record is from RefSeq and is a predicted model, not a curated record. Gene Ontology annotation, biological process: chorismate biosynthetic process; shikimate metabolic process.
ACCACCAACCAACCAUUUACCAACCAAAAACACUUCAACUACUCACUCUCUCUUUCCUUCCCCUUUUUUGAACAACAGAGGCAGCAACACACCUACCCAAAACCCAUUCUCAUCUCAAUUCUUCCCCAACCAAUGGACCCUAACGUUUUGUUUUCUGCUCCAUCAGCGAGCAAUGGAGGAUCCAGGAAGAACGCAACCUUAAUCUGUGCCCCAACAAUGGCGGAAUCACUUGAGAAGAUGAAGAUUGACGUCAGCAAUGCCAAAGAUACUGGCGCUGACGUGGUGGAAAUUCGAUUGGACGCUUUGAACACCUUUGACCCCUCUCAAGAUCUCAACACUCUUCUCCAGCACCGCCCUUUGCCCUUGUUGUUCACUUACAGGCCCAAAUGGGAGGGUGGUAAGUAUGAUGGUGAUGAAAACAAACGGUUGGAUGCGCUACGGUUAGCUAUGGAGUUGGGAGCUGAUUACAUUGAUGUUGAACUUCAGGUAGCGCAUCAGUUCUUUGACUCUAUACGUGGGAAGUCAUUCAAAACCAAGGUCAUUGUUUCAUCUCACAACUAUCAGCUUACUCCUUCAGUUGAGGAUCUUGGCAACCUUGUAGCAAGAAUACAAGCAACGGGGGCAGACAUUGUGAAGAUUGCAACAACUGCCUUGGACAUCACUGAUGUAGCACGCAUGUUUCAAAUAAUGGUGCAUUCUCAAGUAAGGCGUGUAUGUUUGGUUCCUUUUAUUGGACUUGUUAUGGGUGAUAGGGGAUUGAUUUCUCGUAUACUUUGUGCAAAAUUUGGUGGAUAUCUCACUUUUGGUACCCUUGAGUCAGGAGUAAUUUCAGCUCCUGGUCAACCUACGCUUAAGGAUCUAUUGUAUCUAUACAAUUUGAGACAACUGGGGCCUGAUACUAAAGUAUAUGGGCUUAUUGGAAAGCCUGUCGGUCACAGUAAAUCACCCAAAUUGUUCAAUGAAGCAUUCAAGUCAGUUGGUAUUGAUGGUGUUUAUUUAUUUUUAUUGGUGGAUGACCCUGCCAAUUUUCUCAGGGCUUAUUCUUCAACAGAUUUUGUGGGAUUCAGUGUUACCAUUCCUCACAAGGAGACAGCACUUAAAUGCUGUGAUGAGGUUGAUCCAGUGGCUAAGUCAAUAGGAGCUGUGAAUUGUGUUAUAAGAAGACCAACUGAUGGGAAGUUGAUUGGGUAUAAUACGGAUUAUGUUGGUGCUAUUUCUGCAAUUGAGGAUGGGUUACGAGGUAAACAAAAUGGUAGUAGCACAGCUGUUUCGCCAUUAGCUGGUAAGCUGUUUGUUGUUAUUGGGGCUGGUGGAGCUGGGAAGGCACUUGCUUAUGGUGCAAAAGAGAAAGGAGCAAGGGUUGUGAUUGCUAACCGCACCUAUGACCGUGCCAGAGAACUUGCUGAUAUAAUUGGAGGAGACGCUUUAGCGCUUGCUGAUUUAGGUAAUUACCAUCCGGAGGAUGAUAUGAUUCUUGCAAACACAACAUCAAUUGGAAUGCAACCAAAAGUUGAUGAGACACCUAUUUCUAAGUCUGCUUUGAAAUAUUACUCCCUGGUUUUUGAUGCUAUCUACACGCCCAAGAUGACCAGACUCUUGAACGAAGCAGAAGAAUCAGGAGCCACUAUUGUAACAGGAUUUGAGAUGUUUUUAGGGCAAGCAUAUGGACAGUAUGAGAAUUUCACUGGAUUGCCAGCACCUAAGGAGCUCUUCAGAAGAAUUGUAAAUUAUGGAAAACUAUUAAGGAGUGAUCGGUUGUCCUUGCAUCACAAUCCAAGAAUCAGAAUGGUAAGCACAAUUUGCAUCUGUUUACAUUGCCUUUGAAUGGGGAGGGACUUUCUUUAGGGCAAAGUGGAAUUUCUCUUGGAGCAAAUUAAUUUGUCAGAGAAGAUUUCUUGGCAAUCACAGUUCAUAUCAGCAAAUGAUUUUGUAUCUCAAUUAAGGUUUCUGCAUUGUAAUUGUAUGUAUCUAACCUUUCUAAGCAGAAGAAACAUUGUUUUUCAAUUAUUUUUAUGAACUAUCAAGGGAUAUUGAUUGUUGAGUAUUCUUAUGCUCAUUUUACUUCA